Trifolium pratense (red clover) is the source of this 1106-nucleotide messenger RNA. RefSeq lists its product as uncharacterized. The record is from RefSeq and is a predicted model, not a curated record. Lineage: Eukaryota; Viridiplantae; Streptophyta; Magnoliopsida; Fabales; Fabaceae. The transcript has 2 exons. The coding region runs from base 424 to 861 and encodes 145 amino acids.
AACCCUAGACCAAAUUUGAAUCCUUCAAUUGAAAAAUUGAAAUAAUAUAUAUUCCCUUUACUCCCUUUCCUUUCUUCCCAAACUCUUUCUUCCCAAUUUCCCUCAGAUCUUCAUCUUCUUCGUGAAUGGUAGAAACCCUUUUCCUCUUCGAUUUCAUGCGCUCCCUUUCACCUUCAACAACGGCGAGCGCUCUUCUUUUCUCCUUCGCUUCUUGCAUGCAAGGUUGGCACUAUCGCUGCCUUGGUCUUGAUCCCUAAAUCAACUAAACCCUAAUCCAUCAAUUUUCAACAUUUUUUCAUAAAAAUUCAAAAUUGUUUACCGAUUUCAUCAUUUCAUUGCCUCAAUUUCAUAAUAAGAUUCUUGGGUAUUAUUUGUUUGUUUGUAUUUUGAGUUUGUGAUUUGUAGCGUGAAAAUUUGAAUACAAUGAUGUUGAGCAAGCAGAAGAAGAAUCAGAAUGCGAAUCACAACCAGAGGAGGUUGUUGAUUAGCAUCAAUGUGUUGGGAAGUGCUGGACCGAUUCGAUUUGUUGUGAAUGAAGAAGAGCUUGUUGAAGCUGUUAUUGAUACUACUCUUAAGUCUUAUGCUCGUGAAGGUCGAUUACCUCUUCUGGGGAGUGAUAACAGUGCUUUCUUUCUCUACUGUCCUCAUCUUGGAUCUGAUGCCGCUCUGAGUCCAUGGGAUAAAAUCGGAUCACAUGGAGCUCGGAAUUUUGUGCUAUGCAAGAAGCCACACACCACAAAUGAGGCAGCUGAUGAUGGAAGUGGGAAUUCUUCAAAUGGGACUACAACAAUUUCCCGCAGGGGAAGUAGUGGUAGUUGGAAAUCUUGGUUCAACCUCAACCUUAAAAUUUCUUCCCAUUGAUCAAACAAAUUGAGAUUGUGGUGGAUCGAACAUUUGCUUCAAUGUUUUAUUAUUUUGUUUUUUGGGGAAAUUUACUUUUGUGAUUCAUCUUUGGAUGUGUUUGUUUCUAGGUCGUCUCAGUUGCACUAUGCAGAGGCAACCACUUUGAAUUCUUGCAAAAAUAAAGUAUUUCUGAUGUAUUUGGUGAUGAACCUUUUAAUUUUAACUUUUGAUGGAAUACAAUUGAAUUGAUGUUUUGCAUUUUA